AUGGAGAAAUUGUUCGUUCUACCUACCUCUGUCCUGGCUUCCUUAAUUGGCUGGUUUUGGUUCUUAAAAGGUACAGCCAGUGUGGCCCGGGCCUGGAGCUCAGCUUUUGACAACCUGAUUGGGAACCACAUCUCUCAGACCCUGCAGGGGAGCAUCUCACUGCAUGUUCCCCGUGUCCUCGCAGAAUAUCCAGAUUUUUUUGCUAUGGGCCUUGUGUUGUUGCUCACUGGAUUGCUGGCUCUGGGGGCUAGUGAGUCAGCCCUAGUUACCAAGGUGUUCACGGUGGUGAAUCUUUUGGUUCUUGGUUUUGUCAUCAUCUCUGGCUUCGUUAAGGGAGAUCUGCACAAUUGGAAGCUCACAGAAGAGGACUACAGACUGGCCGUGGCCGGACUCAAUGACACUUCUAGCUUGGGCCCUCUGGGCUCUGGAGGGUUUGUGCCUUUUGGCUUCGAGGGGAUUCUCCGUGGAGCAGCGACCUGUUUCUACGCAUUCGUUGGUUUUGACUGUAUUGCUACCACUGGGGAAGAGGCCCAGAAUCCUCAGCGUUCCAUCCCCACAGGCAUUGUGAUUUCACUCUUCGUCUGUUUUUUGGCCUAUUUUGGGAUCUCUUCGGCGCUCACGCUCAUGAUGCCUUACUACCAGCUUCAACCCAAGAGUCCCUUGCCUGAGGCCUUUCUCUAUACUGGGUGGGCCCCAGCCCGCUAUGUUGUAGCCAUUGGAUCCCUCUGUGCUCUCUCUACCAGCCUCUUGGGCUCUAUGUUCCCCAUGCCUCGAGUGAUCUAUGCGAUGGCAGAGGAUGGCCUCCUGUUUCGUGGCCUUGCCCGGAUCCACACCAGCACACACACUCCCAUCGUGGCCACUGUGGUCUCUGGCAUUAUUGCAGCAUUCAUGGCAUUCCUCUUUGAACUCACUGAUCUGGUGGACCUCAUGUCAAUUGGGACCCUGCUUGCUUAUUCCCUGGUGGCUAUUUGUGUUCUUAUCCUCAGGUAUCAGCCUGACCGGGAGAUGAGGAAUGAGGAAGAUGAAGUGGAGUUGCAGGAGGAGAAGAUCCCUGAAGCAGAGAAACUGACCCUACAGGGACUAUUUUGUCCACUCAACUCCAUCCCCACUCCAGUCUCUGGCCAAGUUGUCUAUGUUUGUUCCUCACUGCUUGCUCUGCUGCUGAGUGUCCUUUGCCUAGUACUGGCCCAGUGGUCCAUUCCACUGCUUUCUGGAGACCCAGUGUGGGUUGCAGUGGUUGUGCUGCUCCUGAUGCUCAUUACUGGGAUCACUGGAGUCAUCUGGAGACAGCCACAGAGCUCUGCUGAACUUCACUUUAAGGUACCUGCUUUGCCCUUUCUUCCACUAAUGAGCAUCUUUGUGAAUAUUUACCUUAUGAUGCAGAUGACAGCUGGCACCUGGGCCCGAUUUGGGGUCUGGAUGCUGAUUGGAUUUGCUAUCUACUUCGGCUAUGGGAUGCGGCACAGCCUGGAAGAGGUUAAGAGUGACCAACCCUCACUCAAGUCUAGGGCCAGAACUGUAGAUUUGGACCUCAGCAGUGCCUGUGUGCAUUCGAUUUGACAUCAUCACACCUGAAUGCUGUCUGGUCUCCCUGCACAAUAAUGGAGUGUACUCCUGACCACACUGAGCUAGGCUUCCCAUGGGAUGUUGGUGGGGGAACACAGAUAGAGCUCUGUAUUUAUUGUGGAGUCAAGGAUGUGUCUGCUGUUUCUCAUCUUUUUUUUUUUUUAUUCGUUUACUUUUUAAUUGUAUCUGUAGUUGCUUAACCAGCUUUUAAAAAAUUAUUAUUAAAAGAAACUAGAAAAAGAA
Molecule: messenger RNA, 1809 nt
Organism: Bubalus bubalis (water buffalo)
Lineage: Eukaryota; Metazoa; Chordata; Mammalia; Artiodactyla; Bovidae
Gene: SLC7A3
Product: solute carrier family 7 member 3
Exons: 11
Coding region: 1-1560 (519 amino acids)
Biological process (GO): amino acid transport; transmembrane transport
Cellular component (GO): plasma membrane
Molecular function (GO): amino acid transmembrane transporter activity
Source: RefSeq, a predicted model, not a curated record